Messenger RNA from Fusarium subglutinans, 3783 nucleotides. RefSeq lists its product as uncharacterized. The transcript is spliced from 3 exons. Bases 1 to 3783 code for a protein of 1260 amino acids. The record is from RefSeq and is a predicted model, not a curated record. NCBI's taxonomy places the organism in Eukaryota, Fungi, Ascomycota, Sordariomycetes, Hypocreales, Nectriaceae.
AUGUCAGGACUCGCAAACGAAGCCAGAGCAAUAUUUGACAAUGAGCUCAGGUCUUUUGCAGCAGUUCCGGUUGUCGCCGUUGAGCAUGCCGACCUCGAGUUGGAGGCAGGCAAAUGGGGCCGAGCAUGGCGGAUCCUAGACUUAGAGCUUUUGAAGCUGCGAGAAGCCAAAGAAGACCUCGAAUCACCCGAACAUCGACUCAUGCUUUUGACGUGGGCCAUGCUCGGAACGAGACAUCGAGGUGAUGUGAACUCGUCAAAUGAAGAGAUUAAAAGGACACAGCGUUGGCUUGAUGGAGUACCUGUAGCGAAUUAUACUGAUAUCCAGGCAGGUUGUAUUCGCCGAUAUGUCAUCGCGAGCCUGUUCACCAGGCUCUAUUCGAAACACAAUAAUACAGAGGCAGAGCACAUCCCGUUACAUGACAGGACAGACGCUUCAGGUGGGAGGAUCCCCUGGGGUGGACUACAACUACUAAGGCGCUCUCUGACACAGCGAGGCAUGCUCAACGAAGCCAAUGCCUUGUUCCGCGUGGAGCUGAACCGUACGCCACCAGAAGACCGAGGCCCUGUGGUUGACGAGUUUCUGGAGGCUGUAGCAAACAUCCCUCCGAGUCGGGGUCGGGACUACAUCGAGGCGGUGGUUCGUCUUCAGUGGGCGACCACACAUAUUCAGCUACAAGCGUCAGAGAGCGCUGCUGAGGAAUUCGACAGAUCUGAGGCGGCUUUCCAGAGGUUCUGCAAUGACUUUGGCAUCAGAAACAAGGAGGCCACACCGCAUAUGCAAGCAAUGGCGUACGAGAGGCUUUCAUGCAUCGACGACCCUAUCGACAAAUUAGACCGAACAGAGCAGCUGGCCACUCACAUGGAAGCUGUUGACGGCACGAAGACUGGCUAUUGCUUAGCGGCGGCUGCAGAUCUGUCCAGGAAAUAUUACGAGGUCACAGGAAUGGAAUUGUUCAGGACCACGUAUUUUGACGUGCAGAGGCGCCUCGAUACGUAUGACCAGACGGUAUCGGAGGACAUUUGUGAUCUAGUGCACCAUCAUGUUGAUCUUAACUCCGUUGCCCUCGCGAGCCUUAUUGAUCGCGACAAGGCUCUGGACUGGGUUGAUGACUUCUUGAAGGAGUAUCCGCACUUCAAAGCCCCGGUGGUAAAGGCGUUGCUCCUUGGGAGUCAGGCAUCACUCCUGCGAAGUCUUCGUCGGCAUGAUGAAGCCGGCAGGGUGGACGAGAAGGCCAGUAAAUUGGAGACAUCCGCGCCAUCGGUAGGCAAUUGGAUGCAUUCGAGGCAGGGCUACCGCGCUCCCACUAAAAGGAACACCACUUCUUCUGUGCAGCCAGAUCCCCAGCAUCAGUUUCAGGGCGAUGAUGGGGAGGAGACAUUCUUCUGGGGCUGGAGCGAUGCCAUUGGGGAUCAGGCAAAAAUACAAGAAAUGUCCAUUCAGCUGGUUCUGGUAUGGCUGCUCGAAGAUAUCACCACUGGAAACUCUGCCCUUGAAGAGUUCACAGGCAUGACGGAAGUCGCAUUGAAAGCUAUCGUCUUCCCCAAAGCCACUGAUAUCUGUGAGGCCACAGAAGAACGGUACACGCGACUCUGUGCAUGGCUCGGCAAACCCCCUAUGCAUCAAAAGAACCGUCGAUUGUUCUGUUUGGUCAUGCUUAGAUUCGGGAGGCAGAUGCACUUUUCUGAUCUCCAGCUCUGGGACCUUCGUCUCUCCGAGCUCAAGAGUCUACUCGAGCUCGAAGAAAGCCUCCCUCAGAUCAUCCGGGACAAGUUUCCAGGUAAUAAGGGCAGUUGGCUAGCCCAAGUGGCACUCACAUACAUGGCGCCACUUGACUACUCGGCGGAUUUUACCAGUGCUGAAUCAGGAGAACGACUUUCAAAUGCUCAGAUAUACAACGACCGUGCUCUGGCUGAGUUUCGUCGAAACAAAGACCUGGUUCGGGUGGCUCUUCACCAGCGAUCUGGAGCGCAAAUCUGCAUGUUCAUGAUCAGACGAAUAAGACAAUUAGAGCAGCAAGCAGCGGGCUCCAGCAAUACCAGAGGUGGAACAGUAGACAAUAGUCGCAAAGAGGCAGAGAACGAAAUUCCUUCUCUCUCAGUCUAUGCUGAGGCAAAAGUCCACGAGCUCCGCAAUAGAGGAAUUAGUCAAGCCGAUGAGGCCGAUGAGAUAUUUUCGUUGAGCGAGCUCCAUGCCUCCUCAAGUGCAGGCCUAGAAGGCAUCACACACCGACAGAGCAUCACCGCAUCCAAUGCAAAUGCAUUUACAAUCCUCACAGCUAUCGAAUUGCUUCUCGCGGCCCCAGCACGUUCACUGGCGCGGACCAUCGGGGUGCGUAUGACUGAUCCACCUGAGAUGGUGGAUAAGAUCAAGGCGUGUCCUGAAGCUGCACGCGGUUACGACGAGAUGCUGGAGAUAGAACAGCGUAUCAAGGAGGCUCAGGGGAUGGCCAAGUUCAACCUGCGCCGGCAGCUAGACACGCAUCGUCGAACUAUGAGAGAGACACACGAUUUGUUGAGGCAACUCCUCGACUUGAGAGAGGCCCAGCCGUUCCAUUUGUCUGAUAUGGCCAGAAUCACAGCCCAGAGCGGUACAAGCAUUGUCCUGGUUGACUGGUUCCACCUCCCUCCAUAUUUCACCGGGGACACCGAUAGACUGUUGCUGCUCACAGUUAAGAAGCGAUCCAAAGGAAACAGGAGUGCAAAACUUACCAUGGAUAUGUUGACUACAAGAGUAGAAGAUGUGAAUACUUGGCUUAAAACAUAUCUUAUCCCAGAAAACUUCAAACAUAUACAAGAGGAGAAUCUCGACACCCAAGAUGCACGCAAAGCAUUCGAUAGCAUGCUAGGUGGCCUCAUUGCGCCGCUUUCCCGCCAUGCUAAGAAGGGUGAUCUCAUUGUCCUGUGUCCAUCCUCUGCUCUCCACCGGCUUCCGCUUCACGCACUUGCGAUUGGAGGACAUCAAGCGCUGAUACACCGGAAUCCCGUCGUUUACACACACAGCCAGUCACUUCUGCGCUCCUGCUUCGCGGCUACAGGAUUAGCUCGAGAAUCCCCGGAGCCUAUCAACCCCAAAUUCAUAUCAGGCAUUCCAGAAUCCCACUCCAAGAGGUAUGAAGCUGGACGCACCAGCAUCCGGAAACUAGCCGGUCGGUUCGGCACAAUUCCAAUGAUCGACCAGACCGGCUCCAAGGAGAAGUUCUUGAAAGCGACUGCCGAGUCUCGUCUCCUUCAUCUGCACACUCAUUGCGGCUGGGGAUCGACAGAUCCUCUGGAUCACCAGGUCGAGUUUCCCAUGCUGGGCGCGCCAUCAGAGGGGCAACCCAAGGUUGAGAGCUUGACAGCCCGCGAAAUAUUCGACAUCCGUGUCUUGCCAGGCACACAUGUCAACAUGAUAGCGUGCCAAGGAGGCCUCGUGAAGGCACCUCUUGGAGACGAAGUCUUGGGACUUGUCCCUGCACUGAUGUGUUCUGGGGCCAGUUCAACUGUAUCGACGCUGUGGAAAAUUGACGAUGGACACGGGUCGACGUUUUCGAAAUUGUUCUUCGACUCGUUCACUAAACAGAGCACCACCGCAGAUGGCAAUAUACCAAGAGCCAGCGGCAGCCGCUUAGUGAAUCUUGCCAAAGCGAUGCAGGUCGCCGCGCAAGCGAUGGACCAUGCAGUGGACGACGAUAUGAACAAUGAGAAGCAAGAGCCUCUCUAUAGAUGGGCAGGAUAUGUGCUCCACGGUUGUUGGCAAUUCCCAAUUCUUGGACCAGGACGUCAAGUCGUUGCAAAAUAG